AAGAUGGUGGUCCGGUUGAGGCCUCGGAAAGUCGCUUGGAGAUUCCGGGCGGCCGCGGCCGCUGCAGUCGCCAUUCUGGUGGUGCAGAGUUUGGCAGUGUGGACCUUCAGCGGCCUGGAGAGUGAGGAGGCAGAGAAGGGGAGGGAGAAGAGAACCAAAUUGCCAGACAGCAAUGAAGUGGACAGUUCUGAUGGAAGGCAUCUGGGAUCCAGCCGACGGUUGAGCCCAUGGAGAGCAAGUAGGGAGCAGCCGGGUAGCACUGCUAGCGUACUGAGGACUAGUUUAGUGAGACGCAAACCUUCAGCACGGCACAGAAUCCCUCCAAAAGUCCACUACAGUGAUACCAUCCAAAAUGAUCCAUUCAGCAGCAGAAACACCAGUGAAGUGAAAGUGGAAUUGAAGAAUGGGGACAUCGGCAGUGUGGGAGGAGCUCCUCAAUCCACCAGCAAUGGCUUCUCACCCAACUGUGACAUCAUGGGGAAGGAUGCCUUGUCUGCAUUAGCCAGGGCGAGCACUCAGCAGUGCCAGCAAGAAAUUGCAAAUGUUGUCUGUUUACACCAGGUUGGGAGACUGAUGCCACACACUAUACCUCGCUCUUGUCAUCUCUCAGGGAAACCUAACAACAACAUCCAGUGGGACGACAGCAGUGUGGAUGUGGCAUCAAUCCAAACCCCAGUAAGAAUUGUAUAUAUGCUCGUCGUUCAUGGUAGAGCCUUCAGGCAGCUCAAGCGGCUGAUCAAAGCCAUCUAUCAUCAGUACCACUUUUAUUACAUCCAUGUGGACAAGCGUUCCAAUUACCUGCACAGAGAGACGCUGAAGCUGUCACAACAAUACCCAAACAUCCGGAUAACCCCAUGGCGAAUGGUUACAAUCUGGGGAGGGGCAAGUCUGCUGAAGAUGUACCUGCACUGCAUGAAAGAUCUACUGGAAAUGACAGAUUGGGACUGGGACUAUUUUAUCAACCUGAGUGCCACUGACUACCCCACCAGGACAAAUGAUGAGCUGGUGGGAUUCCUGUCCAGGUAUAGAGAGAAAAAUUUUCUGAAAUCGCAUGGCCGGGAUAAUGCCAGGUUCAUCAAGAAACAAGGCUUAGAUCGAAUAUUCCAUGAAUGUGACAACCAUAUGUGGCGCCUCGGAGACAGGCAGAUCCCUGAAGGCAUUAUAGUGGAUGGUGGUUCUGAUUGGUUCGCUCUGACUCACAAGUUUGUGGCUUAUGUGGUGAACACACAGGACGAGCUGGUCACCCAGCUAAAACGGUUCUACUGGUACACGCUACUUCCAGCUGAGUCAUUCUUCCACACAGUGCUGGAAAAUAGCCACAUGUGCGAGACACUGGUGGACAACAAUCUGCGGGUCACCAAUUGGAACCGAAAGCUCGGCUGCAAGUGCCAGUACAAGCACAUUGUGGAUUGGUGUGGCUGUUCACCAAAUGACUUCAAGCCACAGGACUUCAUAAGACUUCAGCAAAUGACCAGGCCAACAUUUUUUGCUCGGAAGUUUGAAUCAUCAGUUAACCAGGAGGUGAUUGAUAUAUUGGACUCCCACUUGUAUGGUAGUUACCCUCCAGGGACUCCAGCUCUGAAAGCCUACUGGGAAAAUGUCUUUGAUCAGGUGGAUGGGUUGAGCAGCCUCACUGAUGUUACAAUUACCAGCUACAUGGCUUUCUUCAGGCUUGGCCUGAGCAAAGUGCAGGCAUUGCAGCAACCAGGAACAGAUGACCGCUGCAGGUUUGAGCCUGUGGGACAUACUCUCUCUGUCCAUCUUUACUUCUAUGAUGACCAAUUCCAAGGUUACUUAGUGAUGCAGCAAGUUAAGAAUGCGACUACAGAUCAGAAGGAGACCUUGGAGAGCUGGGUGGUACCUCGUCCCAUGCUACAACUGGCAAAUGUUGGCCCAGCACUCAACCGGCUCCAGAAUCUUGAGGUGGGAACAGAAUGGGACCCCAAGGAGCGACUGUUCCGUAACUUCGGGGGUUUGAUUGGGCCUUUUGAUGAGCCAGUUGCCAUGCAGAAAUGGGCUAAAGGCAGUAACAUGACUGCCACAGUUGUGUGGAUUGACCCCACUUACAUCGUGGCAACAUCAUAUGACAUAAUGGUGGAUUCAGAGGCUGAAUAUACUCAUUACAAACCUCCAUUAAACCACCCUCUGCGGCCUGGGAGCUGGACAGUGCGGGUCCUGCAUCAAUGGGUUCUCCUGGCAGAAACCAAGUUCCUCGUGGUUCCCCUGGCAUACAAUGGGAAACAACCUUUCAGAAAAGGACAAGACCAGUGGUUACACGCCGGCCCACCGAACAAUGAGUAUAUGGAUCAAAAUUUCCAGCACCUCAAUGGGAUUCUAAACCUUCCUCCAUCAGAUGUUGCUAUAAAGGAGGCUUUCCAUAACUCACAGCUAGUUGGCAGACCUCUUGAAUUGUGGAUAUAUGAAAGUGUAGGCAAAUUCUGGUCAGCUACCAACACGUGUACAGUUGAACCUUCACCAUGCCCAUUGUUACCACCUUGUCAAAAGACCAUCUGGAGUUCUCUAUCAGAUGACCCAAAAUCUGAACUGGGACCAAUCAAAAGUGAUGGGCGCCUGAGGUAGCACAGAAGGUGGACUUUGGGGGGAGUGUGGUAUGCAGUAGUCAACCUAGCAGAAAGAAACUCACCUGUGAACCGGCAUAUCGAUCUCAUGUCUCACUGGUGGAUGGAAGAAUGACAGCAAUGUAUUAGGAAGACAGCAUAUAGAGUUAAAGAGGAAGGUGAAAUAAUGUGUUACAGAUACCCUGCACCACAGAUCAUCCCAGUACAAUGCAGCAAUUGGGUCUUUGAUGCAUGUUGAAUUGAGGUAUCUGAUCUCAGUACAUGGUGGAUGCAAGAGGAAUCCUAAGACUGUCAUCCCUGAUUGAAUUGGCAUCAGUUGAACAUGGGGGAAGCUCCAACAUUCCUGGUUUCACCCAACUGCCUCUGGAAUCUUUGAUUUCUGCUGGGAUCCAGUUUGUUUUGAGCUAACUGCCAUUGUGGGUGGAAGGAAAUGAAAUGUUCAGUCAUUUGAAAGCUAUCUCCACAUCACUGCAAGGAAGAAAUCAAGCAACUUAAGUUGUUAAGCAUUUUAACAUAUGGCACUAAUUUCAGAACUCUUUAUAAAGACAUUCUUUACAAAAAAAGAUUCUGUCUUCAAUUUUUGGUCAUCCUGUUGAAAAAUAUCUGUGCUAGGGAAUGAAGCACUUUCCAUUCAGGCAUCCAAUGUCAGAAUCAAACACUCCCUGGGAAGAUACAGCACAGAAUUAGAUACAGUUUAACCACCAACUAUGCUGUCCCUGUCUAAGCCCCACAGCAUAAGUAAGGAAUAAUACUCCCUCUGUGCCAACAUUUAAGUUCAGCCCACAGCUGAGAAGGUGAAUAAUAUUUUUUGACAUCCUACAUCAGUUAUCCUGUGUGAGAUUGUCAAAGUACUGAUGAAUUAUCAAAUGUAAAAUAAAUUUGUUUCUAAUUGGCUUGGUAACCUCACAGGCUUUUGCAGACAUUCCAGUCUAUUACAUUUGAAAUCCUAUCAAUAUUUUGAUUCACUAGAUAGAAAUAACCAAAGGCAGAAGAAUGUAAAAAUCGUGAGAAAAGAUUCUUAAAAGAAUUGAAUCAUCUCAAACCAAUGCCUGGCCAUAUAGGACAGCAGUGAGGCUUAGCACAUCUGAGUUCAGGAAAAGAACAUCCAGAUCUCUCACUAUCAAUCACAAACCAAUAACUUGUACAGAGAAGGGCUCCUCAGGUGAAGGCAAGAUUCAAUUCGUCCCAAGGUUCUGUAAUUGAAUAGCAUGUUGAAGAAUCGCCAAUGAUAUGAGGCUCAGAUUUAAGACUGUGACACAGUAAUUCAGGUGUUGUGGACAAUGAGCAGAAUUUUUGUUUUUACCCAGUGAGUUAAGAUCUAGAAUAUCUGGAAUUUCCAGCCUGAACAAGUUGUGGAGAUAGAUUUGAUACUAAUGUCCAAAUGUAAGUAGGAAAAAUAUUUGAAAGGAAACAUUUUUGUGGCUGUCGAGAAAGAGCAUAAUGGGCCAAGUCAGAUAGCUUCUUGAAAAAGCCAUCAAGUACAUGGCCUCCUAGUGGUAUAUCUUUAUGUACUCCAGAGGGUGAAGCAUGCUGCACCCCAAUAAAGGAAGAAAUACAA
Hemiscyllium ocellatum (epaulette shark) is the source of this 4137-nucleotide messenger RNA. RefSeq names its product xylosyltransferase II (gene xylt2). Gene Ontology annotation, biological process: heparan sulfate proteoglycan biosynthetic process; chondroitin sulfate proteoglycan biosynthetic process. Lineage: Eukaryota; Metazoa; Chordata; Chondrichthyes; Orectolobiformes; Hemiscylliidae. Gene Ontology annotation, cellular component: membrane. Gene Ontology annotation, molecular function: protein xylosyltransferase activity. Bases 4 to 2580 code for a protein of 858 amino acids. The record is from RefSeq and is a predicted model, not a curated record. The transcript is spliced from 11 exons.